AUGACUACCCACGAUGAGAAAGCAGCUCUCUGUAAUCAUUUCAACAAGCUAGCCCAGGGUCGUAUUAUUGCCUACGACAACCAUGCGUUCUGGGCCCAAUUCUGGAGGCUCCCGUCAAGACUCUCUGCACAGGAUAUAAAUGAAGUACUUAAAGAGCCACUAGAGCAUGUAAGGGAACAUAAUGUGACAAACUUGAUUACAUUUGUACGGGCAAUAAGUAUAGAGCUUAUUAGGAUUUCAAAACUAGAGUCAUGGCGAGAUGGAGAUAUUCAAACCGUACUUGUAUGCAUUCGACUAUUAGUCCGAGUACUUCCUAGAAUAUUUGAGAUGGAAACUUAUCACAUUGGAUUUGAGCCACGAAUAUGGAAACAAGAGUUUGAGCCAUCGCAGUUGGACUCCUUGGAUACCAACUUGCAUGAAAAUGAAGUAACUGGUGAUUUAGCAACAAACUUGUUGAUGAGCUUGUUAGAUUUGCUAUUCACAAAGGGAUUCACAAUAAGUCUGCACACCAAAAGAAAAGGCGGGGUCAAUCUAACGGUUUGGGAACCGGGUAUAGCAUAUAACGGAAAAUUUCUGACACCUAAUUUAAUUAUCGACAGCAAUAGAGCAGAAGUAUUGAAGCUAAUUACAGUUUUAUGCUCCUCUAGUUUAUAUGUGUCACCAGUCGAUGUUGUAUCAACGGGAAAUAAGUUUCUUACUACAUUGGUGGCCAUAACGCCCAAAGUGAAAUUGUUGACAUUAUUUGCUUCGUUGACUAAUUUAGUGUGCAGGUCCACUUCCAGUACAGACAAUUUUCUUUUUUGGGAUUGCCAUGCAUUCACUGAAAUUCGACAUUUAUUAGUAACCCAUGCUUUCCAGUUGUUAAACUUGAUGGUUGUUUACUCAACACCCGUUGGUAAACGGAAUAUGGUCAGAUUGUAUAUGGGCAAGAUGCACAAGGAUCACGAAAUUCGAUACAUGUUGUCUUCCAUGAUGAAUAUACUCCAAGCAACAGCGGGAUUUGUGAAAAAGAACGGAAAGCUGUUGUGGGCAUACGAAGCCGUGGUUUUUAUGUGGGAAUUGACGCAGUGCAAUAAACCAUUUAGAGACCUACUCAAAAAAACUCAUAUUUCAGAGCUCCUGGUAAUCUUGUUGUAUUUCACAACACUAAAAGAUCAAAAACAAUUGGUGCAGGUGAGCUCGUACUAUUUACUCUACUUGACCUCAAAAGAACCGCUCACCAAUGAGUUGCUAAAGCCAAUAUCCUCUACAUUGUACGAGCACUUACCCAACAAUUUCAAACUAUCAGUAACUCCCAUCACCACACGAGAUUUUCUUGUUGGCCAAUUAUGUACAAUCUUGCUCAAUACUGCUAUUUAUCAGUCAAUGCAGCGACCUUCGCAGUUGGUCCACACCUUGGUUGAAAUACUUUACAACUUGAUCACACCGGUGUCAGAUAAUCCCAAUGUCACUAUUGACCCUACAAAGAGAUUAAACAACCCGAAUCCUAAUGGAGGAUUAUCAUACCAAGCAUCGUCAUUGGUGACUCAAUUGAUUGGCCAUUUGUCAAGAAGGAAUUUUUUGCUCGAAAAGGCAUACCAUUUGGACUGGGUGGCCUUGAUUGUGCGAGCAGUGUGUGCUGCUCUUACUAGGUAUCCACUGCCCUCACGAAUGUUGUUGUUAUGUAUUUUGAAAAAUGAGAAUUUGUAUCAAGAAUUGUGGAAUACUGUAUCGAAUUUGCAAGACUUGUUCAUUAAAGGUGACGCAUUUGAGAAGAUAGAAGAGGAGGAUGAAAGCAAUGGUGGUGCUGGUGCUGGCGUCAGUGCUGGCGAUGGUGCUGGUGCUGGUGUUGACGUUAGUGCUGGCGUUAGUUCUGGUAUUGGUGUUGGCAGUGUGCUGCCGCGAAAUGUAAUAGAUGCAGCGCCGAUUAUAUCCGAAGCUGAAAGUAUUGAGGCAUCUCUACGUCCAGUACCGCCACCCGGUAUGACAGAAAAGGCAAGAUCAAAAUUGAGAAAGAAUAGCUCAGUAAGCAAGGCAUGGCCAGGAAGGGAAUAUUUGGCCCUUAUUUUAUUCACGAUUCUUCCAUAUCUCAAAUCGCAAAUAAAAUCAGUGUGGCCACCGGCGCCAGGUCAUGUACCCGAUAGUUUUGAUCUCGUAAACCGGAUUGGAAAAAUUAAUUUUCAAAAUGCCUACGAGGAUAAAAAUUAUAACCUUGGACUUUGUUUGGAUGAUCCCAUGGACCUGCUUCUACUACAAUUCAAAUGGAAUCUAAUAUCACUAGGAUGGUAUGAGUCUUUAUUAUUUGAAAGAAUAUAUAAUGCCAAUAAUAAUGUGAGGCUAUACCUUGGCUUCACAAGUAACCAAUUAGUUCAAAACUUGUCCAAAUCUAUUGCCUCAAUGAGCAAGUUUACAUCUUGGAACUUUUUAAAAGAAAAAGCUGGUGAUGAAGAAACGGAGCAAUGGGUGAACGCGGCUUUGACCACAAUAAACAUCUGGGAAAGUACCGAAAUCAAACUUUUCAAGGUGGAAACAAGUUUAAGUUUUUUCGCCAAUUUCAAUCUUCUUGGGUCUAAUUCACCUAAAAAUAAUGACAUGACACGUCGAUUUAACGAGUUGCGAAUGAGUAGCGGAGGUUUAUCAAAUAUUUCUCCGGCAAGUUCUGCUCUCAACACGCCAGUCGAAGAGAAAGAGGGAUUUUUCGCAAGUAGAGCAGGAAGAAACUCGGUUACAAGUUUACAAUCAAUAAAUUCCAUGAACCGGUCUAGAAGUCAUACACGAGCAUCAAUUAGUCAAUUUUCUACAUAG
Messenger RNA from Lodderomyces elongisporus, 2784 nucleotides. RefSeq lists its product as uncharacterized. Gene Ontology annotation, cellular component: membrane; Golgi medial cisterna; Golgi trans cisterna. The coding region runs from base 1 to 2784 and encodes 927 amino acids. Lineage: Eukaryota; Fungi; Ascomycota; Pichiomycetes; Serinales; Debaryomycetaceae. The transcript has a single exon. The record is from RefSeq and is a predicted model, not a curated record.